Menidia menidia (Atlantic silverside) is the source of this 576-nucleotide messenger RNA. The record is from the annotation of a GenBank genome assembly. Lineage: Eukaryota; Metazoa; Chordata; Actinopteri; Atheriniformes; Atherinopsidae.
AUGUCACUUCAAAAGGACACAUCGUCUGAGGAGAGUUUGCAAGGCUCUUGGGUUGAGCUGCAUUUUAGCGGAACUGGCUCUCAAGGCACAAGCCACCGAGGCAGUCAGGAGCAAAUCCCCACUUCCAGCCUAGAGGGCGACCUGGAGAAAAUGCUGCUCGAAGCUCAACACGAGUCAGGCAGAAGCAGCUCCAGAGGAAGCUCUCAGUGCAACAGCCCCCUCAGAUCACAGACCCCACUCCUUCUGUGGAGAGGCUCGGAGGGAAACAGCUCUCAGUCUGAUGAAGACUUCCAAGAAAGGAGACGGGAAGUAGAAAACCUGAUGAAGAAAAAUGCCGAUUGGAUCUGGGACUGGUCCAGUCGACCUGAAAACAAUCCACCAAAGGAGUUCCUGCUGAAGUACCCGAAGCGCUCAGCCUCUCUCAGCAUACGGAACACCAGUGUCAUGAAGAAGGGGGGCAUUCUGUCUGCUGACUUUCUGAAGCUUUUCCUUCCCUCAUUAAUAAUUUCUCACAUACUUGCUGUUGGUUUAGGGAUAUACAUCGGAAAGCGCCUAACUUCCCAUAACACCUACUAA